Molecule: messenger RNA, 1590 nt
Organism: Penicillium brasilianum
Lineage: Eukaryota; Fungi; Ascomycota; Eurotiomycetes; Eurotiales; Aspergillaceae
Source: the annotation of a GenBank genome assembly
AUGACUUACCUCAAGGACACCUAUCAGCGGUUCCUGGCGAACCCCAGGAACGCGCCGUUGGCCGCCAAUGCCUCGCUGAUCUAUGUCCCCACUACCACCAAAAUCGAGGGUGCCGACGCGAUCGCAACCCAUACGUCACGACAAGCUAGCAUUGUCAGGAAGAAGUCGGAUCAGGUCCUCAAUGCUAUCGAGAGCUCUGACGCGUUGUGCUUGGAUAUGGAGACCACCCUGGAGUUUCUCGAGGGUGGUGGCGCCUAUCUCCCCUCCCUCGAUGAUAAUUUCCUGGCCGACCGCGUCGUGACCAUCCCCACGGUCCACAUCGUCCACUUCAAUGCCGAACAACAAAUCCAACAGGUCCGGAUCUACUGGGACCAGGCCUCGCUGCUAAAGGAGAUGGAGGUAAUUGGUGCGCGUGGCCGUUCCUGGCCGAUUCGCCCGGCGCAAGAGCAGGUCCGUCUGUUGAAGUCGGCGAUCGAAACAAAAUCUGCUGCGCCCGUCCUCGUCUCGUCCGCCGAUGCCAACAAGGACCUCCCCGCACGCCCUGCAUCCCCGGGCAAGCGAUACAUUAAAGAUCCUUACUCCGCAGACUCGCUGUUCGAUCUCCUGUCUCCUCAAAAGGGCGAGGGCGCGACCGAGCAGGAUGAUGAUCGCCGACCUUCGUCCCCCGGCAAGAGAUACACCCGCGACCCCUACGCUGCUGGAUCCUUGACCGAACUGUUGUCGCCCAGCAAGGAAGAGUCCGCUCCUCCCCGCCCAUAUGCCCCCUCGGCUGCCCAGCCUGCGUCCCGCCAGUACGGCGAGCUGUUCAUUGGAGACGACGACGAGACCCCCAGCACACCCUCCAAGGCCGAGAAAGUGGCUGCGCCCAAGGCGGGCUCUAAAUUCCAAGGCAGCCGCAUCUUUGGAGACAACGACGACGCCACAGACGAACGGGCCCCUUACAAGACCAACCCACUUAAAUUCAACCACUUUGAGAUUGGCGCUGUUGACGCCGAUCCGGAGAUCAAGGACCACGUCCAGCGUGGCAAGUCGCGCAACCAGUCGCAAUGGCACCAUGGCGAUACCACCACCCCGAAGAAGAACACCGAGAAGGCGCGUGGCUUCGGAUAUGGCGAUGACAAUGCCGAGGCCGAGUCACCUCCAGCCCGUCCAGCCGUGCACAAGCCUCGUCGUGAUGCGGACGUGCACUUUGAUAUGACGGAUGAUACAGACGAGGAGGAUGAUGGCCGUAUCAUCAGCUCCUUCGAGAACCGAGGCAAGGGCCUGUAUGAAAAUCGACUCUUCAACGAGGAUGGUACUCCCAAAGCCGCUGGAGACGAGAAAAGGAAGACCGAAUCCCUCGGCGUGACGGGCAACAAUGUCAGCCGUAGCCAGGCCUUCGACUCUCAUUGGGAGAUGACCGAUGUCUCGCCCGCGGCCAUUCACAAAACCCCAAAGCCUAUGGCCAUGGAUCGUGCCAAGGCCGUUCAAAUGAUGGAGUCGUCGUGGGAUAACUAUGACCAAUCUCCCGAGCCUACUCGCACUGCUACCUCCCUGCACAAUCCAGCUCGCCACAACCAGCCUUCUUGGACUAUGGGCGAUGAUGAGUAA